Messenger RNA from Aspergillus pseudonomiae, 1779 nucleotides. RefSeq lists its product as uncharacterized. The transcript has 3 exons. The record is from RefSeq and is a predicted model, not a curated record. Bases 663 to 1727 code for a protein of 354 amino acids. NCBI's taxonomy places the organism in Eukaryota, Fungi, Ascomycota, Eurotiomycetes, Eurotiales, Aspergillaceae.
CCCACAUGGAAUUUUCCACGCCUCAAUCAUGCAGGUCAUUGGCUUGGGCACUGCACUAUCUACUAUACAUGAAACAGACUUGCUCAAUUGAUCCAAGCGCAGGAUUCACGUGGGGUACCAGCCUCUAGCCAUGCACCCUGUUUGCUUGUUACUUGCAGAUCUCCGGCUCGGACUCCGUUUAUCAGCGUGGUUCAUGAAUGGCAGGUAGGGAUCAAGGACACUAAUCAAUAAACUAAUCGACACCGCUUCUGCAGUGAGUAUUUUGGAUGGAGCAAUGGGCACGCCAUGGGCACGCCCGACUCUUAGUGGAGGUGCUAAUUCAGACCCUAAUGCGGGAUCCGUGCCCGAGGUGACAUCGCGCUCUGUUCCUCGGCAGGACGGGCAGCAGUCUUGUGCCUUUUGCUUAUGCUUUUCAGGUUAGAUACUAUAGACCCUAUCAACUAUAUGGAUUCGGUGGGGAUCCGGCAGCGAACAAGGUCGGUCCUGUCUCGUAUUCGACGCCUUUAUCCACCAUGCGCCCGGAGCUGCUUCCUAAUAAAUAGCUCGAAUAUGUGUGAUUUCUGCCAUAUUAGUCGUGAAGUAGAUCCGUCUAUGUUUCAACUGACCUCAACCCAUGUUUUGUAUCGUCUUCAUCGCACCAUCGACUGCGGUGUGCGGCCACAAUGGGAUCCUUAGAUAUCCCGCUUGAAGAAGUCCCCGUUUAUAUCGGAGACCGGCUACUGAUCUUCACUGCUCUCUUCGUGCCUCUUCAAAUAUUCUGCGUUGCUCUGCGAUUUAUUUCUAGAUACAAGGUUCGGACACCAUGGGGCUUGGAUGAUGCUGUGAUCUUGUUUGCGCUUGCUCAGCAGAUGGGUAUGGCAGGCAUCAGUAUAGGUGCUGUUAAAUUCGCUGGCGUCGGACACCAUAUCCCGUGGUUACUGGUGAAAGACCCAGCCAGUCUGAGGAUCUGGGCGAAGUAUCUCCUCGCUCUGUCGUUUCUCUAUUUAGGAAGUGUCAAUCUUCCAAAGUUCUCCAUCCUGUUACUGUAUUAUAAGCUCUUCCCAACCAGGAAGAUGAGAGCAAUGGUAAAAUUCAUGAUGGUGGUCCUGGUUCUCAUCACCAUAGCUACAAUCGCUGGCACGAGCCUCGUCUGUCGACCGUUCUCCGCUAACUGGGAUGGCUCUAUCCCUGGCAACUGUGGCAACAAGAAAGUUCUUUACAUCUGGGCCAGUUUCCCCAAUAUUGUGACCGAUGUUAUCCUACUUCUUCUUCCAAUGCCAGUGUUGUGGUCACUUAAUGUCAGUCAACGCUUAAAAGUCGGGCUGACAAUCACGUUCGCAGUAGGCAGCAUAGGAUUAGUUACCUCAGUUAUACGCUUCCAGAUCUUUUUCCGAAACAAUGCCUUUCUGGACGGGACCUGGGUAGCUGUUGAACUCAUAAUUUGGACCCAAGUCGAGACCGGGGUUUACCUCAUAUCUGCCUGUCUACCCACAUAUAGACCACUCCUUGAACAUGUCGGAUCUAGCAGGGUAGUUUCUAAGCUCAGUCGCUCGAUGUCUCGACGAGGGACGGGGACGAGCGAGACGCGGGACACCCUGCCAUUACACUCGGUGACUGCUGUGGGCCAACCUUACUAUCGCAGCGACGAGGUAUAUGCUGGCUACAAUCCACAUCAGAAGUUUGAAGUCACCGUGAGCCACGAAAUCUUCCAGCAUACUGAACCCCAACGGAUGUACAGUCGCCUUUGAGCCUGGCGCUUUUGGCCGAAACAUGUAUGUCUAUUAUCUAGUAAAUGGUACU